AUUGUCAAUAAUGACAAUUUUGACUUUGCACCGCGGCGUGAGUCACCGAUAUUCUCGAAGCUAAAAGUUAAAACAAGUUGUUAUUUUUCAUCAGAAACUUGGAAGUAUUCAUCCAGGUUGAUCAAUUUACGAGCAACCGAGAGUAAAUCUUUAAAAAUGAGUCUACAGUGGACAAUCAUUGCAUCAUUUCUGUACGCGGAAAUAGCAUUCGUGCUAUUGCUAACGUUGCCGAUUGCAAGCCCUUCAAGAUGGAACAAGUUCUUCAAAUCGAAGUUUCUCGCUUAUAUAAGUGCGCAGGCUUCGAUCUACUUCGUGGUGCUAAUCGCUGUACUGGUAUUAUGUCUUCUGGACGCGAUCCGGGAGAUGCAGAAGUACUCCAACAUAGAGUCGUCAGAUCAUCAACAUUUGGACGCUGAGAUGCAAGGUAACAUGCGUUUGUUCCGCGCUCAAAGGAACUUUUACAUCUCUGGCAUUGCGCUAUUCCUCCUCGUGGUCAUACGUCGUCUUAUUCAGAUGAUUUGCGAACUUGCUAACCUCUACGCUCAGUCUGAGGCUAAUUUCCGCCAAGCGCAAAGUGCUACUGUUGCCGCCAAAACUCUGCUCGAAAAGCAAGGUGCUGGUGAUGAGUUAGCAAAGAAGGAUCGUGAAGAGUUGGUGAGCAAGAUUGAGCUUCUAGAAAAGGAGUUGGCUCGUGAAAAGAAAGAUAAAGAAGCUGUGAAAUCUCAAGCAGAAAGUCUUAACAAGGAAUAUGACAGACUUGCAGAAGAGCACAGCAAGCUCCAGAAGAAAGUUACAGUUGCUGGUGGAGACAAGAAAGAUGAAUGAAUGAGAUGCUAUUAAAAAUAAAUCCUAAUGCCAAUUUUAGGAUUUAUAUAUUAUAAUUGGUUUAUAACAAACUAAUAACAUUGUUUAGCCUGGACAAACCUUAAAUUAUACAGUUUAUUGAAAGGUUCUUCAAAAUAUCUAUUAAGGUUUCCACUGUUAUAUACUUUAAAUUAUAAUAACUAUGAGUAGGUAAGUACUUAUUUGGGAAGAAUAAAAAAGACUUGAUAAAUGGUGAAAAACACUUUAUUUUGUUUUAAACUAAUAAACAUUUAGAGAACAAUUAUUGAUGUUGAUUUUUUUUUAUAAAAAAUUAAUAUUUCUUUUUUAAUUAUUAAAAUCUCUUUCAGGCUUGUUGUCUAUGGCUUAACUGAAUAAAUUAUAAUGUGAGGGAAAUGGAUCCCAUAAUGUCUGCUAUUAAUAUGUAUUUUAAUUUAUACUACUACCUUUCUUGAUGAGUGAUGUUUACCAACAAACAAAUUAAAAAUGAGGGUAUAAAUCACUAGUAAUUUCACAGCUAAUAAUAAUUGUAAUUAACUUGUUCAUAAAUUAAUGAAAAUAAAUUUGAUUAAUAAGCUUAGAACAAUUAGAUAUGGUUAAUAUAUUUUAUAUAUAACGUUUUGUAUACAAACCAUACAUAAUUAUAUUAAAACAAAUAAGUUAUGAAAUGACAUGCGUUUUCUACCUUAAUUUCUAAUUUAUUUGUUGAUAAACAGUACUCAUCAAGACGGGCUGUAGUAUAUUAAAUAUGUUUGUGCAGUGUGAAAAUGAGAGUGCCUUAUUGUAUGAAGUGAACACUAUUGUUUAUUCCAUACUUAUCUAUUUUUGUAAUCUUGUUCAUCCAUAUUAGUAUAAGCAUGAGUUAUUCAUUUAAUUCAAUUCUUAGGCUGAUGUAAUUUGGUGAUUCAUGAUUCACUGUUGAAUUUCACAACUGUGUAUUUGAUUUACAUACUGGGCAUUUUUACACAAUCUUAAAAGGCAUUGCAACUUGCCUUUUAAAUUAUUAAGUAUAAUCUUCAAAUAUAAACAUAAAAAAUCAAAUAUAAGUAAAUAACAAAGUGUUCCUCAACUCAGAUUUGAAGUUUUACUUGUUUCAACAAUUAUUGCUAAUAAUAAAAUAGUUAUUUUAAUUCAUUGAUUAUAAUUUUAUUAUAAUACUAAUUCAGAAUAAUCUAAGUAAAAUUAAACUAUAGUUCCAUGAAUGAUAUAGCUUGAUUUUUUAUUAAAAUUAUACUUGGGAAAAUUGUUAAUGGGAAUUUAGUUAGGAGUGUUGGUUUUUUUUCAUUAAGUCUGAUUUUUUGUUGUAUGUAACUUAUUUAAAGGAUUGUAUGUAUGAUUUAAGUUUUGUACUUUGGUAGGUAUUAGAAAGUAUAAUAUAAAACUUUGUAUUUAGUGUGAAAUGUUUUUGUUUAAUGAUUUGUAGGUACUAUGUACUCGUACAUUGUACAUGAAAUACAUGUUUGUGAUAGAUUUUACACUAUGCAUUUUUUUAAAAAUGGUUUUAGAAAAUCAAUACUAUGCUUUUAAAUAUUCAUAUUUUGCUUUAUUAUUUGCUGUUAAAUUGGGCAUAAAUCCUAAAGGAAACCAUGCAAAAGAAAGUAAUGUAUUGCAAAGUAGCUUCAAGUGCUUGCAUCAAUGGUAUUGUGCAUUCUAACAUCCAUUUUUAGUUUAUGAUUGAAUACUAAGCAUUUAAUAUCUUUGGUCCAUCUAGUGGGGGUCAACCAAGUCCUCUGCUUUCGGGGUCGCCAUUCCAGCACCUUGGUACACCAAUGUGCAUCGGCUUCUUACGCCCCACCAUAUUUCAUAAUGUAAGCUGGAAUUACUAUAUAUUAUUCACUGUUGUGGUUCACAGUUUUAGAAUUUGUGUGCAAUUUAACUAUAAUUACUCAUUUUAGGGAAGAUGUAAAGCUUUUUCAUGUAAUGAAAACAGUAUAUAAUAAUAUGAAAUAAAAUGUCCAAAUUAUUAA
Bicyclus anynana (squinting bush brown) is the source of this 2789-nucleotide messenger RNA. RefSeq names its product B-cell receptor-associated protein 31. Bases 157 to 825 code for a protein of 222 amino acids. Gene Ontology annotation, biological process: endoplasmic reticulum to Golgi vesicle-mediated transport; intracellular protein transport. Lineage: Eukaryota; Metazoa; Arthropoda; Insecta; Lepidoptera; Nymphalidae. The record is from RefSeq and is a predicted model, not a curated record. Gene Ontology annotation, cellular component: endoplasmic reticulum; endoplasmic reticulum membrane. The transcript has a single exon.